Molecule: messenger RNA, 1078 nt
Organism: Phytophthora nicotianae INRA-310
Lineage: Eukaryota; Oomycota; Peronosporomycetes; Peronosporales; Peronosporaceae
Exons: 1
Coding region: 219-755 (178 amino acids)
Source: RefSeq, a predicted model, not a curated record
CGUUCUUUAUGGUGGACCAAAGUUCAAAUACGAGGCAUAGAUUUGCAGAGUCGAAAAAACGGCCGGCGACUCGAUUUUUGUAUGGGCUUGCCAUAUCGUAUCUGCUGCUCACCUCAAUUCUCAAUUCGCCUCCUUCCACGUACGACAGCUCCGUUGUGUGCUGUCCUGCGUGACUGAGUCUAAAGCCUCUUGGCCCGUGCCUUCUGCCUGCUCGCCCCAUGCCCAGUCCGCCCUCGCGCUGCUCUUACGAACGCCCCCCAUUGAACCCGAAACAGCAACAGCAGCGCGAACAGCAACCGCCAGAUGACCAGCAAAACGCUGAGGCACCAGCAAGAACCAGAGCCACCGCAGCGGUUUUUGCCAUGCGCAAGCAGUGGGAGGCUAAGGCUGCUUCCUUCCAGCGUGGACUCGAGCAUGUGCAGUACUGCCACGCCGGCGACGCGUGCGGCAGCUCGCUCUGCCACUCCACACGUCGGUUAAUGAAGACCUACGCGACGCACCCGUGCCCGAAGAAGAGCAACGAUAAUAAUAAUAACGGUGGCAACAAUGCGGACUGCCGCGUGUGCAAGCUCUGGGAGUUCCUAAUGGCCAACAAGCAGCCGCUGCCCAGGCUACAGCGCGCAUUAGUGCAGCAGGGAGGACUCAGCUGUGGCUCGGCGCUGAUUCAAUCGCGUCGACUAUCGCGUCCCAGCGUCCUAAACCGCCGGAUCGCCACUGCGCAAAAGGAAGCGCAGCACAUGAUCCGCCGCUUCUAAGUUGAUCCACCGACAAGUAAGAAAACAAGAGAACGGAGAGAAAUGGAUACUCAACUUCUCGUCAUUUUUGGCUGCUACAAGGCGGCGUGGGGUCUCUAUAGGCUGCCGCGUUUCCUGUAGUGAGAAGGGUAGAUAGAGAGAUCUCAGGGAUUAAGCCGCACCACACGCGGUCAACAAAUGGAUCUUUCAGAGUCUUACAAUCCAAGCUCCUUGAAUCUAUAGAGGUCACCAGGCAUCAGUUAUAGGGUAGUUUAGUUAGGGUAGCAUAGUAAAUCAUAAGCAAAAUGCAGUGGCCUCAAAGAAUCGUACCUCUUCUGCUGCUG